Messenger RNA from Apis mellifera (honey bee), 1915 nucleotides. RefSeq lists its product as uncharacterized. The record is from RefSeq and is a predicted model, not a curated record. NCBI's taxonomy places the organism in Eukaryota, Metazoa, Arthropoda, Insecta, Hymenoptera, Apidae. Bases 1138 to 1581 code for a protein of 147 amino acids. The transcript has 6 exons.
AAUUUAGGAUAAAUUUAUUUAUUUUCUUGAAAGACUUCUAUGGAUAUGAAAUAGUAUACGUGGGUAUGAUCGAAAAGGUGAAAUUCUUCACAAACAUUCGAGCAAUCGACGGAUCGAGUGCAAUUCGAUCCUCCGUUUCCGGUAUUCUCGUCAGGCGUGUUGUCCCUUUUUCUCGUUCGUUGGAUCUCUAUCCGACAUUUUGUUCGGUCACGUUUCACGCCCCUCCCACCUCCCGCCUCCCCUCCCCUACUCUUUUUCAUCGCCGUUAACUACCGUAUCCUUUCCCAGUUCUGUUCCUUCUGCGUAUACAUGUACGUUUCGUGUUCCUUUUUCUUCCACAAUUAAUACACAAACCAACGUGCAACGUGUUUAGAAAACAGCGAGCAUAUUCGAAACGAGGAAGGAGAGGAAGGAAUUUUGAAGAAGACGGGUCGAAACUUGGAAACUUGUUCGAGUGUCGAGAAAUUUUAGUCGUGCGAAUUAAAUAGAUGUGUAUUCGAUUCUAAUCCAUAUCGAUUUUGUACCUCGAGAAAUUUAUUAGACGCAGAAAGACCAAGAGAACAUUAAUCGGAAUUCUUGUGUAUAGAAAAAUGAGAGACUCGUCCACGUAACAAAACGUAUAAGCAACCCGCCAACCACGACAGUAAACGUUCCAUAAAUUUUGCUUUCCUACGUUCGAGCACACGAUAGAAUGCACUUUACAACAGCCAAUACAAUCUUUCCAAUAAGAGACGAUCAAUUUUUCACCACCACAUUUUAUCUCUCUUCUCGGUUAUAUAUUAAAUAUAUUAGGUUAACCUUCCGCCGGUAUAAUAGAUCGAGUUCGAGGUUUUUAUUUUCAUCAUCAACAAAUUAAAAUAAAAUGAUAAUAAAGGAAAUCUUCUUUCGAAAUAUCGUCGCCCAAUUAUUCAGCCUUCUUCUGAUAGUUGCAAGCUGCGAAAUUACUAGCGCAUCGAUCAUAACCUGUUAAAAAAGACAAGAGCAAAUGGUGUGCAAUUGUGUCGUCGAUAUUUCAUAACGUGAUAAUGCGAUCUGAAAUAUCGUGGUGAUGGUGUGAAUCGAAGGUGCUUGAAUGCGCAUUCAGUUCCAUUCGGCCGGGAUAGUUUUAAUUUUAUUGUCACCGCGUUAUUUGACGCCAUGCUGUCAGUAAUGGCGUCUAAGUGCAUUGUUAAGGAAAGGCACCGAGGAGUGAAUGGAGAGCAUGAAAGGGCACGAUAUUCGUGUACCAAAGGGGAUAAUGCCAAGGUAGCUAGGGUAAUGAAGGUAUUUGUUAGUGGAUUUCGCUGCAAAAAUGUAAACAUAUUCUUCGUUCGAAUUGUUGGAAUUCUAUUAGGGAAUAUCUAUUCCCAGAAGCCACAUUUUUCUUUUUAUCCAGGUAUAUUCUUGAAUCAACGACGCGAGCGUGCUCGUUCGAGCGAUCACCGCACCACCCACACAUCCAUCUCCCCAAGGAAAGAAGCAUCGACCGCUAUUCGGUCCCCAGUACUUAAUUAUUCUUGCAAGUGGCACCGGUGUCUUAAUUAUCACGCGCUUUCAGCCCUUUUAAGGGAUACCUUUGGCAGAAGUGGCGAACCCGGCUAAUUGCAUUGCCAAAGAGUACUAAAGGUGGCGUGACAGCGUUGCUUUAAUUGAAACUACAACCUUCUGAACCACAAGUUUUUUUGUCAAAUAAUCUUAUAAGCGAAUAUUUUAUAUCCAAAUUUCUUUUCGUAUCGAUUCAGUAUUUCAAUAUUUUUUUCAAUUCUUUCAUCGUGUAGCUUUGAUGGUUAAGUUAGGUUAGAUUUAAUUUGUUAAGUAUGUACCGGAUAGAUAAUGUAUUUUUCCUGAUAGGAAAUGAUCAUGUGGCAAAAAAGCUUUAGACAUUGUUGAAAAUCUUACAAAAUUAAAAAAUAAAUAUUUAUUUUUGUACAAAAAA